Engraulis encrasicolus (European anchovy) is the source of this 1411-nucleotide messenger RNA. RefSeq names its product phosphatidylethanolamine binding protein 1 (gene pebp1). NCBI's taxonomy places the organism in Eukaryota, Metazoa, Chordata, Actinopteri, Clupeiformes, Engraulidae. The coding region runs from base 115 to 678 and encodes 187 amino acids. The transcript has 4 exons. The record is from RefSeq and is a predicted model, not a curated record. Gene Ontology annotation, biological process: negative regulation of MAPK cascade.
GCUGAUUCGCCAAUCAGUCAAGUUACUUUCUCGUGCUUUCUUGCAGAAGGGGCAGCAGUUCCACCACACAUUUGAAAUUGGACUAUUUUCUGUUCAACAACUACAAGUGUGAAAAUGCCGGUGGACAUUGGACAGUGGACUGGUGAUCUGGCUCUCACAGAGGUCGACGAGAAGCCAGCAGAAGUUCUGCACGUGAAGUAUGGGUCUCUGGAGUUAGAUGAAUUGGGGAAAGUCCUUACGCCUACCCAGGUCCAGAACAGACCCACCUCCAUUGAAUGGAAUGGUUGUGAUGCGGGUAAACUGUACACACUGGCCAUGACCGACCCAGAUGCUCCUAGCAGAAAAGACCCCAAGUUCAGGGAGUGGCAUCAUUUUCUUGUGGUCAACAUGAAAGGGAACGAUAUCGGGAGUGGGUGUGUCAUGUCUGACUACGUUGGAUCUGGUCCCCCGCAAGGAACCGGUCUCCAUCGCUACGUGUGGCUGGUGUACGAGCAGUCCGGCGAGAUCAAGUGCUCAGAACCCGUCCUGACCAACCGCUGCGGAGACAACCGCGGCAAAUUCAAGAUCCAGGAUUUCCGCAAGAAGUACGGCCUGGGGAACCCGCUGGCCGGCUCCUGCUACCAGGCAGAGUGGGACGACUACGUCCCUAAGCUCUACGAGCAGCUGGCUGGAAAAUAAAAUGCAAUGACAAUCUGGAGAAAGCAUGAAUUAAGAGAAGACACCGGAGCAGCACAGAUGAGAUGCUUUUCUUUUUUAAGCAAGUACACAACAUAUUCAGAGUUCAUGGACUCUGAUGAAGAUGGUUUCCCAUUGAAACGUUAUAGUCCCUUAUAUGUUGUGCACUUGAUUAAAACAGAAAAGUAUCUCAUCUGUGCUGCUCCGGUCUCUUCUCUUAGUUCAAAGUUACCUGUCUCUCUCCCGUCAACGCAUCAGAUGAAAACAGAAGUGCGUGGAACCCCUUUUUUCUCUCUUAAAUCUGGAGAAAGCACUUGUAACGCAUAGCACAGGGAAGAGACUAUCCCAUGACCUUAAAAGUAUUCUGCCUUUUUCUCUUCUGGGCGUGCCAUUACGCCAUCACUGUCAAACAUUAGAUGAGUUCAUCAUUAGCUUCCUUCGUUUCCUCCUUACAGUAUCACAACAUGGCAAAACCUUUUGUUAACUAACAUGUCUUUACUCUUCACUCCGGUAGUUGUAACUGUUCUUAAAGAACAAAUUGACUUUUCCGCCGUGUAUGGAACUGCUUGCACUAUAAAGGGAUGUAUUAAAGUAUCGAUACAACCAAGCUUUGAAACUGUUGUUGUGUGGUGAGCACUUUAUUUACAAAUAUAAUUAAAAGCUCUGACAGAUUCAUGCUUUUUUGUUAACCUGAAAACAAAUUUAAAGUGCAUGCAAUAAAAGCUUUUUUUCUCAA